This is a messenger RNA of Camellia sinensis, 678 nucleotides long. RefSeq lists its product as uncharacterized. The record is from RefSeq and is a predicted model, not a curated record. Gene Ontology annotation, molecular function: RNA binding; protein binding. Gene Ontology annotation, biological process: RNA modification. Lineage: Eukaryota; Viridiplantae; Streptophyta; Magnoliopsida; Ericales; Theaceae.
AUGAUUGCAGCCUAUGCUCACCAUGGAUGUGGCGGUGAGGCAAUCAGCCUUUUCAAAGAAAUGCAGAACUUAGGAAUCAAACCCAAUGAUGUGACGUAUGUGGGGUUGCUUGCAGCGUGCAGCCAUGCUGGUUUGGUGGACGAGGGAUUGAAGUACUUUGACGAGCUCAUAAAAGACAAAUCAAUACAAGUGCGACAAGAUCACUAUUCAUGCUUGGUUGAUCUCUGUGGUCGAGCGGGGAGGGUCAAGGAGGCUUUUGAUUUUAUUCAGCAGCUUCCAUUUGAGCCUUCUGGUUCUGUUUGGGGGGCUUUUCUUGCUGGAUGUAAUGUUCACGGGAACACAAAUAUGGGGAAAUUGGCUGCAAAGAGACUUUUGGAAUUAGAGCCAGAAAAUGCAGGUACUUAUAUGUUGCUGUCUAACAUAUAUGCUUCAAGUGGGAAAUGGAGAGAAGCUGCGAGACUUAGGUUGAAAAUGAAGGACAAGGGGUUGAAGAAGCAGCCGGGUUGUAGCUGGAUUGAUGUCGGAAACAAGGUUCAUGUGUUUGUAGUUGGUGAUAAAUCACAUAGCGAAGCUAAUCUUAUUUAUUCUUUAAUUCAUGAUCUUCAUGUGAAAAUGAAGAAGGUUGGGUAUGUAUCAGACAACGAUUUUACAAUGGAAGAGGGUUUUCUGGUUACAUAA